Molecule: messenger RNA, 3595 nt
Organism: Brassica rapa (field mustard)
Lineage: Eukaryota; Viridiplantae; Streptophyta; Magnoliopsida; Brassicales; Brassicaceae
Product: probable glucan endo-1,3-beta-glucosidase At4g16260
Biological process (GO): carbohydrate metabolic process
Molecular function (GO): hydrolase activity, hydrolyzing O-glycosyl compounds
Source: RefSeq, a predicted model, not a curated record
UCUCCAAAAUAUAAUAAAAAUAAUAACUUAAUCCCGCGCAAGGCGCGGAUCUUAUCCUAGUCUCUUAUUAAAAAGAAAAAAAGUUAAUAGUCAUUCAAAAUCUCUUACGUGCUUAAUCGAAUUUGUUUCUCGUCAUUCGUUUAAUAUUAUUACUAAAUAUUUGAUUAAAUACACCUGGAGUCGAAUAAAAUCAAAUUUUGUAUACGUAAAGACAGAAAAAUACAUUAACAGUGUUGGAAAAACAUAAGCAAUCUCCUAUCUACUUUCUCGAUUUGGAAAGGGACAUUUCUCUACCCAUUUUUCGAUAUGAUCUUCUCAUUUUUACAUACAUUCAUCUUGUACUUACACUCGAGCCGACCUUACGUACUCAAUUACUUGACCCGACUAAUGACUUUAAAUUUGAUUUAAUAAACAGUAAAGUUUUUAUUCUAACUCAACUCUACAUAAUACACAAUUUAUACGAACGUAUCCAUAUUCUUAAUUAUAAAAUAAAUAAACAAACUCAAGUAUACGCACCAAAUUUUGCAUAUAAAAGCUUAAGCAUAAACCCAAUUAGACAAUGAGUUAUCGAUAACCCACAUUAUCAAUAGACUUACACAUCAAAUUCGAUAUGUCACCAAUGAUCCCACUGUAUCUUCUUCUUGCUCUCUUCGCAACCAUCCUCGCUCCAACAAGUGGAGAACCAGUAGGUGUAUGUUAUGGAAUGAUGGGGAACAACCUUCCGUCUAAACCAGACACCAUCGCUCUCUUCAGACAGAACAACAUUCGAAGAGUCCGUCUCUACGACCCAAACCAAGAAGCUUUAAACGCUCUUAAAAACACCGGCAUCGAGGUCCUCGUCGGCGUCCCCAACUCCGAUCUCCGUUCACUCACUAACCCUUCCUCAGCUAGAGCGUGGCUCCAAAACAACGUUCUUAACCAUUAUCCCGCCGUUAACUUCAAGUACAUCGCCGUCGGUAACGAAGUUAUUCCGUCCAACGGCGGUGGCGAUGUGCUCCCUGCGAUGCGUAACGUUUACGAUGCUCUAAGAGGUGCGAAUCUUCAAGAUAGGAUUAAAGUCUCAACCGCGGUUGAUAUGACUUUGAUUGGAAACUCGUUCCCUCCUUCCGCUGGAGAGUUUCGUGGUGACGUUAGGUGGUAUAUCGAUCCCAUCAUCGGGUUCUUGACGAGCACGAACUCGGUGUUACUGGCCAACAUCUACCCUUAUUUCAGCUACAUCGGCAACCCACGCGACAUCUCCCUCUCCUACGCUCUCUUCACUUCUCCUAACGUCAUAGUCUGGGACGGAUCUCGCGGCUACCAGAACCUCUUCGACGCCUUACUCGACGUCGUUUACUCUGCCGUAGAACGUUCAGGUGGUGGAUCUCUUCCCGUCGUCGUUUCGGAGAGCGGAUGGCCUUCAAACGGCGGAAACGCUGCGAGUUUUGAUAACGCGCGAGCGUAUUACACGAACCUGGCCGCACGUGUGAGAGAGAACAGAGGGACGCCAAAGAGACCUGGGAGAGGUGUGGAGAUGUAUUUGUUCGCCAUGUUUGAUGAGAAUCAGAAGAAUCCUGAGAUCGAGAAGAACUUCGGUUUGUUUUUCCCUAAUAAACAGCCAAAGUUUCCGAUAGCCUUCGCUGGCGUGAGGGAGGGUACCGCUGUUGAGCGAUGUUGUUUGAAUCGAGAUGAUGAUAAUAUGUGAUCUCACCAUGUAUAUGAGACUUCUAUGAAUGUUUGAAAUAAUAUGGGGGAGCGAUAAUCCCAUAAAUAAUAAAAAAAAAAUCCAGAAAUCAUAAUUUUUUUUUUCUGUUUGAAAUAAAAAGUACCUUGAUCCAUUUGAUUACUCUUACGGGUGUUCAAUAUGGUAAAACCGAACUAAUUUAACUGAACCAAACCGAAAUAGAAAAAUGGGUUUAGAUUUGCUAGUAUCGAAUAAACUAAAUGGUUGUUAUUUUUAAGAAACCGCAGUACAUGAAUAUGGUUUGGUAUAUAAAGCGAUCCAACCAAAUAAAUUGAAAAAAACCGAUUAGUUAAAAUAUAUUAGUAUACUUAUAUGUAAAUUUUAUAAUAAUUAAUAAUAUAUACAUAUUUAUUUUAUUAAUAUUAUAUUCAUAAUUAAAGCAUUGAUAUUCAUAAUUUGUUAUUUUGUUUUAAGUUCAAAGGUUGUUUUGUUUUUCUCAUUUUCAUCAGAUUAAAUAAAACUUGAUUUUUAUUUUUAUUAUUAAAUAUUUGUGCUAAGAUAUAUUUAUAUAAUAAUAUUAUGAUAUUACUAUUGUCUUAUUUUUAUUUUAAAUAUUAAACUAGGUUAAAAUCUGCGCUUUCCGAGGAAUGAGCAUUAUAUAUAUAUAUGUAGUUUUACAUAUUUUAUUUAUUUAUAAUUUUACAUACUAUAAAAUAAUAAAUAUAUAUUGAGUAAUUGAGAAUUCAAUAACUAUUAUGUAUAUAACUAAAUUGGUAUGAACACAUACAUAAAAAAAUUAAUGAUAUUUAUUUAUAAUCAUUUGAUGAUAAAUAAAUCCAUGUACGUUUAAUUGUCAUAUAUAUUUUAAUCGUAUUAAAUAAUUCUAUAGUUUUUACUUAAGGAAAUAAGUAAUUGUUAUAAAUUAAUAAUUAAUUUUAUAAUUAGUUUAAUUAAAAGUAUAGUAUAUGUUUAGAUGAACCAACCUACUUUUCUCAGGAUUCUAAAAAUCAUUAUAGUAAUGACAUGUGACAUCAUUCAAAGUUGUAAUCUUUUUAUUUUAAUUUAUAGGGGAUAAAACCGAAAAUAUUAUAUUUAAAGUUAGAGUAAAGAAUAUAUAUUUAUGUUUUAAUAAUUCUGAUUUUUAAUCAUAUAAACUAAUUUAUCAUCAAGAUAAAUAUAGUUAUAUGGUUUUUUUAUAUAAAACAGAAUAAACCAAAAAUCAAUGGUAUAUAAACUGAACCAAACCAAAUUAGAUAUAGUUCCAAUAUGGUAGCUAUUUUAUAUAAACCAAAUACCGAAAAAUAAGAAAAUGAACCUAAGUUAACCAGACCGAAAUCCGGAUUGAACAUGCCUACUCUUGACAUAUAGUCUACACAUCUUAAAUACCGUUGAAUUUGAGAAAUCUAACCUUUCUAAUGCUUCAAUUACCGCUGAAUUGUUAGCUUGUUGAAUUAGACAGUAUUAGCAUUGUGAUGCAAUGUAGGAUUGUAUGCUUGUUGACAAAACGGCUUUUAUGGGUAUCUAAAACGGCUUGGUCAACAAAAGUUAAAAUUAAAAAUGGACAGAUUUUAAAAGUUGAAUAUUAAAAUGGCUUAAAUGGAACUUGAGUUUAAUUUGGCUGUUUUCUCCUAUGUUAAAAUUUAGAUAUAACAGAUAAAUGACAUAUAAUCUGUAUGGCUACUACAUAUAUAUGUAUAAUAAUAUAUAUAUAUAUAUAUAUACAACUUAUAAAUUAUAUGUAUGCUUAUAUAUAAAAAUUAUAUAAAUAAAUUGAUCUUUUAUGCAGAUAAGCUUCAAUUGCAUCAUAAAGACUGGUCAAUUUGAACUUGCUUAAUUUGUUCAAUUGCGAUCUUAUAAUACAAUCGUGUAAUAUAUUGAUUCAGGUAAAUAUAUUAUAAUAUAUAAAAUAUGAAGAUGCUAUACUUUUUAUUU